Messenger RNA from Triticum dicoccoides, 1679 nucleotides. Its product is annotated as zealexin A1 synthase-like. The transcript is spliced from 2 exons. The coding region runs from base 12 to 1517 and encodes 501 amino acids. Lineage: Eukaryota; Viridiplantae; Streptophyta; Magnoliopsida; Poales; Poaceae. The record is from RefSeq and is a predicted model, not a curated record. Gene Ontology annotation, molecular function: oxidoreductase activity, acting on paired donors, with incorporation or reduction of molecular oxygen; heme binding; monooxygenase activity.
CUGAGAGAGCGAUGGCGUCCCCGCUUUCGUUGUACUUUCUCCUCCCACUCCUGGUCAUCGUCCCUCUCAUUUACUUCAACCACACGGUGUGCCGCCGACGCCGCUCAGCCGCCCGUCUGCCUCCAUCUCCCUGGGCACUUCCUGUGCUCGGCCACCUACACCACCUCGCGUGGGAUCUGCCGCAUCGCGCCAUGCGUGACCUCGCCCACCGACAGGGCCCGCUGGUGCUGCUGCGCUUAGGCUGGCUCCCCGUCGUCGUCGCCUCCUCCGCGGACGCGGCGCGUGAGAUCAUGGUGGCGCGCGACGUCGACUUCGCCUCACGUCCUAUCACCCACAUGAUCCGUCUGAUCAACCCCGAGGGCGGCGAGGGAAUCAUGUUGUCGCCUUACGGCGACGAGUGGAGGCAGAUCCGCAAGAUCUGCACCGUCGAAUUGCUGAGCGCCCGGCGCGUCCAGUCCUUCCGACCCGUCCGCGAGGACGAGGUGGGCCGUCUGCUCCGCGCUGUGGUGACGCCAGGGACGCCGGUCAACCUCAGCAAGCUUCUGGCAGCAUACGUUGCUGACUCAACAGUGCGCACCAUCAUCGGGAGCAGGUUCAAGGACAGGGACGCUUUCCUGACGAUGCUGGACCGCGGCAUCAAGCUAUUCGCCAAGGCAAGCUUGCCUGACCUCUACCCUUCAUCGCGCCUCGCCAUGCUCGUCAGCCGGAGGCCACGCCAAAUGAAGGGGCACCGUGAGGAAGUGGACGCGUUCAUGGACGCUAUCGUGUUGGACCACCAGGAGAACCGAGCAGCCGACGACGACGAGGAUUUGCUCGACGUGCUCCUCCGGAUCCAGCAGAAAGGCGACAUGCAGUUCCCCAUGUCCAUCGAAAACAUCAAGUCAACUAUCGGCGACAUGUUCUCAGGCGGCAGUGAGACGGCCGCGACGACACUGCAGUGGACCAUGGCCGAGCUUGUGAGAAACCCAAAAGUAAUGCACAAGGCACAAGACGAGGUCCGACGAGUUCUCGCCGGUCACCCUAAGGUAACAGAGGAUUUCCUACAGAACUUGGAGUACAUGCCACUGGUCAUCAAGGAGGCACUCCGCCUGCACCCACCGGGGCCACUGCUGCUGCCGCGGGAGUGCAGGAACGAUUGCCAGGUCCUGGGCUUCGACGUGCCCAAGGAAACGAUUGUGCUCGUCAACGUAUGGGCCAUUAGCAGGGACCCCACCCACUGGGACGCCCCCGAUGAGUUCGUCCCUGAGAGGUUCGAGCGCAGUAAGGUCGACUUCAAGGGGACGGACAUGGAGUACACGCCGUUCGGGGCGGGGCGACGGAUGUGCCCCGGGGUGGCGUUUGGUCUGGCGAACAUGACACUCGCGCUCGCCGGGCUUCUGUAUCAUUUCGACUGGGAGAUGCCCUGCGGGUUGGGGGCGAGCGAGUUGGACAUGACGGAGGAGAUGGGUGUGACCGUGCGGCUCCGGCAUGACCUUCUGCUUGUCCCCGUGGUCCGUGUGCCCGUACCAGUAGAUUAGUAUCCAGAUUUUGCUAAUUGAGUGGUACUUAUUGGGCGAUAGCCCCUGGUAAUGGUCGUACCAUUCGAAAAUUUUGUUUUGAGCAAAUUUCCUCAUAAUUCGAGCAUUUAUAUUUAUAUUUUUACAUCCCUUCUAAAAUGACAUUUGAAUUUGGAUUCUACC